Messenger RNA from Penaeus vannamei (Pacific white shrimp), 750 nucleotides. Lineage: Eukaryota; Metazoa; Arthropoda; Malacostraca; Decapoda; Penaeidae. The record is from RefSeq and is a predicted model, not a curated record.
AUGGUAACUCACCUUGUCAGUGUUACAAUCGUAAAUCGAAAUUACCACUCUAGUUCCAAUGGUAGCCAACAGAUGGCAAUCUUGGCGGUCUGGAGGCCAAACUUCACCUAUGAUGAGCUCAUGGCGCUCAUUGCAAAUGUUCAGCUUCACCAGGAGAUCUUAGAGGGGCCCCUGACUGCCACCGUGACCCAUCAAAUGAAGCUAAGAGCGUGGGAGGAGGUGACAGCAGUAGUCAACGCGACGGGCAAGACGUUGCGAAGCCCCGAGGAAGUGAAGCUGAAAUACAUCGAUUUCAAAAGCCACACGAAGAAGAAGCUGAACUUCAGAAAAAAACUGCAAACCGCCACAGGAGGAGGUCCAUCCAUAGCUCCACCUCUGACUCCUGCUGAGGAGGCCAUGGCCCAGCUUAUUAACCCGGCUGUGGUAUAUGGCAUUUCUGAUUCUCUGCAGUCAGAGUCUGCUGAAGCUGUUGCUGAAAUCACAGCCGUGUAUGUUGAGGAGGAUGAACGUCUUUCUCCCAUCACCGCUGAGCCAGUGACAGAAACACCAGUACAUAGUAGGCCUAGCAGCAGGAGUUCUGGUACAGCGCAGCAACCGUUAUCAGCUCGCAUGCUGGAGGUACAGGAGGGUAUCCUCGAUGAGGUUCGAGGUAUUCGAAAUGCCCUGGAGGGCCAGACAACAGCUCUUCAGAAUAUUAAUGCAACAUUACUUGAGUUUACAAGCAUUUUGAGGACUAUCAAGAAACCAUAA